UAUUGGAGAAAUUGUACAGGUCGAGCUGGCGGGAGCGAAGCGGAGUAAGGGAGCUAAGUGUAUGGGGACCAUAUUAGGAUGAGGAUCCUCCAUGCUGCUUGACUGGUCCUGCAGCCUCUUCUCCCCUGCACUCUGGCGGUCUGAGGUCCUCUGAUGUAUUCAAGACAGGUGCAAGGUCCUUAGCCCUGCAUUGGACACGAGGAUGCCACGGGACAGUCCGCCACUGCAGCAUGGGGGAGCGCUGUCUACCAGGGGAGCAGAUUAUCUGGUUUUAUUGAUUGAAAUUACAUUUCAAGAUAUGGCAAAAAGGAUGAAGUACAUUUUUCAUGCAACAGUUGACAUGAAUCGUGAACCAUGUAGCCUAGGCGUUGUGCGCGUAGCUAUGGCUUGAGUCCUUACUAAGAAGACACAAUGGUGCAGGAACGAAAAUGCAUCUUGUGCCACAUGGUAUACUGCUCCAAAAAGGAAAUGGAGGAGCACAUGCGUAGCAUGCUUCAUCACCGGGAACUGGAAAAUCUAAGGGGCAGGGACUGCAGCCAUGAGUGCCGGGUUUGCAGAGUGACCGUGGUGGGCCUUUCAACCUAUGCCAAGCACAUAUCCAGCCAAGGACACAAGGAUAAAGUCUAUGACUGGGACAAAGAGGGAUCAAAAGAGGAGGAUGAUGAAGAAUACUUUGAUAAGGAGCUCAUCCAGUUAAUUAACCAAAGGAGGGAACAAACCCAGCAAGAUGAUACCUGCAGUAUCUCCAAAGACCAAGAAUUUCAGAGAAGAGACGAACUCCUAUCACAUCCAGUUAUAAAUCCACAAGUCUGGAAGCAAGAUUUGCCGGAAAGGAACUGGCAAUUGCAAAAGGAGAACUUCAGCAACCCUAAACAAAAUUUCCUGCAUUCUGCAUUAAGCCUCAAUCCUAAUAGGCAUCUCCCUGGCCCAAGGGGGCGAGCUGGAUGGCAUAUGAACAAUCAGACCACUCGACAGUUGGUCCAUGUCAGAGUAGAAGACUCAUGGCAUUUAACCACAGGGGGGGCAACUAGUUGGCACCAAAGAGGCAGAGGCAGAGGUUUUCACUGGCAACCAGAGGGAAAAGGAAAAUUUCCCAACCAGCAUUCUAGAAACUGUGGUGGAAACUUGCCACCUUAUUCUUACAAUAAUAACCAGUGGAACUUCGGUGGCAAUGUUGAUACUUUUCCACAAGGGAGAAAUUGGCCACAAAGACACUGUGAUACUGCUCUGGAACAGAAUUCUGGGCGGUCAAUUAAAAGUAAGACAUCAAAUAAUUUUUCCAAUGAAAGAUUCAAGUGGAAAAAUGCUGAAAAAUUUACCAGCAGCACAACUGUUUGUGCAAAUUUAGAUAAAAACUUUUCAAACAAGACAGACGAUUUUACUAGCGAUAACCACAUAGAAAACUUUAUAGACUUCAGAACAUCUGAAAGCUCAGAUUCAUCAUCAUCCAAAACAAAACCUACACUUCCCUCUGAGAAGAACAGCCUUACAAAAGACAAACAGCACAGGUGGUCUCCAUAUCCGUCACAGAAGGCCUCAGAUCAAAAUGUUCCGCCAGUUGCUGACAAAAAUGUCACACCUUCCUCAGAGGAGACAAAACGUGGAGAACUACAAGCAGACCAAAAUCAAAAUUUAGCAAAACAGAAGGUGGCAGAAGAUAUGCAAGCCGAACAGUCUACCGGCAAGAAAAGUGACUCCGCGGAGCUGAGGGGCCCUCGUAUGCCUUCUUUAAAAUCCCCACUUUGCAACAUCCCAGAUAGUAAAGCUUUAGCUUUGAAAAAGGAUCUAAAGAAUCCUUUAAAAGGUGUAAAAUUGUCAUUUCCACCAUUUGGUGAGAGACUAGGUCGGUUAAGUGCUCUCAAUUUAGAAACCAUUAGAUCCAAUAUUAUUUCCAAAUUUCACAAUGCAGCUAAGAGCACAAAGAACAGCGAGGAGGCACAAGAGAAUAUCAAAAAAGAGCCAGAGGAAACCCUUAGUCAGGUGUUACACAAAGCAAAAGAGAUGCUGCAUAAUAGCCAGGUCAUGCAGAGCUGUUACAACCAAUCUUUAAGUAGGGAACCUAGUGAUCCAAAGACUGGCAGAACUGAGGCUAAAAAUGACCUUUUUCAAAAUGGCGUUUCUUCCGAUGAGAUCUUAGAAGAUGCUAGUGAUGAUGAUUUCUUCAGUAAUGCACCUAAAACAGAAACUGUAGUGGAGUUGCCUAGUGAUAGCUCUGAUAAAAAUAUCUCUCCCAAGGCAGAUGACGGCACAAACUAUUUGGAGCAAAUCGCCACCAAUUCUGACAAUUCUAGUCUAUCUACUGAGAAAAGUUCCCCGACCAAUGAGUCUCAUGAUAGUGGCGAUAAUAGCAAUUCCCUUCAAUCUCAAGACUUUAAUGACUGUGAAAAUUUUGAAAAUGUUUCUGAUCUUGAACUUCAGAAAAAUGCUGCCCAUUCUUCUAAUCCAAUAAUACCAGAACUGUGCAAGCUUGGAUUUCCUGUUUCCCUCCAGAGAGAUCUAACUAGGCAUAUUAGUUUGAAAAGCAAACCUGGCACACAUCUUCCGGAGCCAAACCUCAACAGCGCACGUCGCAUUAGGAACAAAAGUGGUCAACGGAAGAGCGACGUUGACAAGGAUUCAGGACUCAAACCAACCCUUCGUCAGAUUCUGAAUGUAUCGAGAAGGAAUAUAAACUGGGAGCAGGUUAUGCAACAAGUGACAAAGAAGAGACAAGAGCAAGGCAAAGGUUUGCCAAGGUUUGGUAUUGAAAUGGUAGCACAGGUUCAAAGUGAACAAGAUGGUCUUGACUUUGAUGAGGAGUUGGAUGUGGGGAUUGAAAGCUAUCACAUGGACAGUAUCACUACAAACGCAUUUGGGUCAGUGAGGAAAAGGAGUCUCUCAGAAAGCAGCGUAGCUGUGGAAAGGGGCUUUGCAUACAAUAUAUUUAAUCAUUGUGACACAAGUGGCAAACAAAUCAUUCAAACACACCGAGUAACAUCUGGACCAAAGGCAGCUUCAACAUUAACUUCACCUGCCAGUGACAGGAAACUUGGCAGCAAUUUUCCUGAAGAACUUCCUGCUACAGCCAAUAGCAGCGUUUCUAACACAAGAUUGUAUGAAACAUCACAAAGUCAGAGCGGAAAUGAAGAAACCUGUGCACCACCAGACAGCCUGAGCAUGUUCCAGAGCUCUUGUGUAAAUGUAGUUGCCACCGUCGGCAGUCAUGUGGAUGGAGGUACUGAUAGUUGUGCUUCCAGCACAGAGCAGAAUGACAACCAGGGAGUUGGAAAGAAAAGAAGGGCCACCAGGGAUGGUUCCGGUCCUGAAACCUCAAACUUGGAAAGAGACUCCAAAAGAAGAAAAAUCAGAGGGAAAAAAGAGCGCUCCCAAGUGGACCAGUUGUUAAAUAUCUCUUUAAAGGAAGAAGAACUAAACAAUUCUCUCCAGGAUGUUGAUAACAACCUAAACCAGGCCCGCGCUGCUUUACAGGCAGCUUAUAUGGAUGUCCAACGCUUAAUGAUUCUGAAACAACAGAUUACAGUGGAAAUGGGUACCCUAAGAACACAGAGAAUUCAGAUUCUUCAGGGACUCCAAGGAACCCUUGGAUUAGCCAUUGAUGCAGAGGAAGGCGGGAACAAUACAGCUCAAGGACAACAGGAAAUAGCUGUCCAACCCAAAAGUGUGCUUCCUUUCCAUUUGGAGACUCCACCUUUUCUUACUACCCAGACCCCAGCCAGCUCUCUCCUACCACCUCCAGUCCUCGCUUUUACCCCUGCAUCCAUCCUUCCAGCUCCUUCUGAAACGGAAACACCUGAUUCAUCUAUAAUGAUUAAACAAGAACCAAUGUCACCUGAGGAAGCCGAUAGAAACCUCUCCACUCCACUAUUACAAGUGACUGCACCAGCAGAGCCUAAUGAUGGUCAAAAUACAACGGUGUAUCCAGUUAUUACAGCUUCUAUGUCUCUUUCUGAGCUUACAAGCAAGUUUCCUGUUCUUAAUACAGAAGAAUCUAAUGAAAGGCAGUAUGCAUCAACUGGUACAUCACCAUGUCCUUAUUUAUCACCAAAGAAGGAAGUGGACACCCCUGAAGAUUCCCCCGCUUCUAUGACUAGUCCACUUCAAAGCCAAACUCUUCCCAUCAGUAUUUCACCAAAAGAUACUGACUGUCCAUUAGCCCCUUCAGAGAAUAUAGACUCGGCUUUGAUUUUAGCAGAUUCUAAGGUAGGCAAAAAGAAGAAGAAGAAGCUACGAAAAAAGAAGACGUUGCGUGCUGCCCAUGUGCCUGAAAACAGUGACACAGAACAGGACGUCGGCAAACCUGUUAGAAAAGUAAAGUGUAGAAAACUUUCAAAGGAUGCCACAGUCAGCACUUCCACUCCUCUAGUGGUAGAUGCGGCGUCACAGGAUGGCGAAAGCAACAAAGAUGUCAACGCCAGCGAUUCCAGCAUAGAAAUGAUGGAAUUACCAAAACCUCGCUAUGAGGUGGUAGAGAUAGAUUCCAAUGAGGAAAAACCAGACAGUCCAACCAAAACUGCCCUUGCAGACUGUCCAAAACUAGGCAGCUUGGAUAAGAACGAUGAAGUAACCUCCACCAGUGAACUUGGCACAAGCUACACAGAGGCAACUUUGAGAAGCAUGGAGCAGAGAACUUCUACCCAAGGAACAAAGCCUUCUUCUGAAGUAUCAUCUGAUCCUGGAGAAGAUGAGGAACCUACAGAAGGCAGUUUUGAAGGACACCAGGCUUCAGUUAAUGCCAUGCAGGUUUACAGUAGAACCCUCUACACCUGUUCUGCUGACAAGAAAGUGCGGGCGUACAAUCUGGUGACUCGAAAAUGUAAGGCGGUUUUUGAAGGACCCACAUCAAAAGUGAACUGUCUCCUUGUGACACACAAGCGUGGGCGAACCAUAGUACUUUAUACUGGUUCUAGUGACUACACAAUCCGAUGCUAUGAUGUUAAGACCAAGGAGUGCAUUGAUAUCUUUUAUGUUGGUCAACGAGUCUUGUGUCUGCACGUGCGAUGGAAAAUCCUGUAUGCAGGUCUUGCCAAUGGAACAGUGGUCACUUUCUCAAUCAAGAGCAACACCCAGCUUGAUAUGUUUGAGUGUCAUGGGCCCCGGGCAGUUAGCUGUUUGGCAACAGCACAAGAAGGCGCUCGGAGGCUACUGCUAGUUGGGUCAUACGAUUGCACCAUUACUGUUCGAGACGCCCGUAAUGGCCUUUUGCUGCGCACCCUAGAGGGGCAUACAAAAACCGUCCUCUGCAUGAAGGUUGUCAAUGAUCUGGUGUUCAGUGGAUCAAGUGACCAGUCUGUCCAUGCCCACAACAUCCAUACUGGGGAGCUGGUACGCAUUUACAAAGGUCACAAUCAUGCUGUUACAGUAGUUAACAUCUUGGGGCAGGUUAUGGUGACGGCUUGCUUGGAUAAAUUUGUUCGUGUCUAUGAACUGCAGUCACAUGACCGGUUACAAGUUUACGCAGGAUAUUCAGACAUGAUCAUGUGCAUGUCAAUUUACAAAAGCAUGAUCUACACUGGCUGUUAUGAUGGUAGUGUCAAAGCUGUGCGUCUGAACCUUAUGCAAAAUUAUCGUUGCUGGUGGCAUGGAUGCUCACUUGUCUUUGGUGUUGUCGACCAUCUGAAGCAACACCUGCUGAACGAUCACACAAACCCCAACUUCCAAACCUUAAAAUGCAGAUGGAAGAAUUGUGACGGUUUCUUCACAGCUCGGCGAGGAUCCAAGCAGGGCGCAAUAGAACACAUUGAACGGCAUGCAGAAGAGUGCCAAAUGAACAAAUAAGAAGCACAUUACCUCCCAUAUUGGGAUGUUUCUUUAUAAGCAACACAGAGAGAUUUUCAGCAACUCCAGGUGUCUGAUGCCCAGCAAGAUCCAGCGCAGAGUUGCCUUAUCUCUCUAUUUUAUUCUUACUGACCGCACAAAGCAACAGCCCAAAUGGCUCCUUCAUCUGUCGUCUUUGUCACUCCAAUGUCCAACAUCCUUGUAUUUCAUUUUAAAUGGUGUAAUUUUCAGUGUUAUGUUGCCAAAAAAAAAAAAACUAAUAUUUUUCUACAUUUCUCAGUCUUUCCUUCAUGGGCACAGCAUGAAGGAAUCUAUUGUGUUAUUUGCCUCUGUGUCAUGUACAAAUCUUAAAUGGACAAUUUUACAUUUUUAUAGAACGAAUGGAGCCUUUUUACAUUUUUAUUUACACUUCUCAUUAGAGAAGAGAUUCUAGAAAUUGUUAAAUUAUUUAAAAAAAAAAUACCCAAUAAGUAGAUAUAAUUUUCUUCCCUUUGGCACUAAUUGUGUUUUUGUUGCACUAGAAUUACUCCUCAUCAAAUUAAUCUUGAUAACCUUUAAUACAAGGCUCUGUUAAGCUGAGGACACUAAUGUGGAAUAAUAUUAUUUUGAUAUCAUCCUGAUUUAUCCGAAUGUGACACUAACAAAUGUGUAUCUUUUAAUUGAAGAAUUUAUUUGAAGUCAAUCGGUCAAAAGGCUUGAAAAUGUUACAAAGCUUGUUAAAAAUUUCAGACAGUUUGUCAACUUCCAUAUAAGAUUCCCAUUGUUGUGGUUUAAAAUACCAUGAAAGACCACUAAUGGAGUCAAUUUGUAGAGGGAGGAAAACAAUGCCUGCCCUUUUCAGUUGGUUCUUUUUCAAUAUUCUCUUACUGUUGUUGGUAAUGUGAGUGGCAUGGCUGGGGCUUUGCAUCCUGAAAUUUCAAUGAAAAUGUUGUUCGGAGAAGGGGAAGCUAUAGUCAUUUUUUUUUACAAAGUAUACAUUUUGCUCUAUCGUUUUUUUAACAUUACCCAAAAGUAAUUUCUUGACUUGUGAAUGAUUCUACUAUGGAUCAUUUGUGUACCUGGGAAUGUUUAGGAACCGUUAAAGUGUACCCAAACCCAAAAUAAAAAAAAUUGAUCUAUUGCAAUUUA
This is a messenger RNA of Rana temporaria (common frog), 6903 nucleotides long. It is a transcript of the gene ZNF106, whose product is annotated as zinc finger protein 106. Gene Ontology annotation, cellular component: cytosol; membrane. The transcript is spliced from 24 exons. Lineage: Eukaryota; Metazoa; Chordata; Amphibia; Anura; Ranidae. Gene Ontology annotation, molecular function: SH3 domain binding; RNA binding. Bases 412 to 5775 code for a protein of 1787 amino acids. The record is from RefSeq and is a predicted model, not a curated record.